ACUCCACUUCUGUUCUGGAGGAAAGUUUAUCGUGAAGGAGAUGGAACAUGAACCGGAAGUGUUACCGACCCUGCCGCUACGUGUCAAAGAUCUUAAAUUGUGUAGCUCAAUCAGUGACUAUCUGUGUAUUAUUGACCCUGAACAAUGUUUUUACAACGUACAUUUUUAUGAAACAUUACAGAGAGACAAGUAAUCAUGCCUGCGAGGGGUUAUGAUUUUAUUUGUUCUAGUUCUCUAUUGUUUGCAAACGUGUACAUUUACGUGAAAAUGUACGUAAAUGUGUUCAUUGACAACUGUUUUAGUUAUGUUCACUAUCACUGCACAAUUAUGAAAUGUGAUUUCAGAGCAACUUUCAGAGACGCGAGGCCGGUUUUGAUACCCGGUAUUUCUGUCAGAGUGAGAGCUCUCGUUUAUCCAUCAUCUGGGAUGACCUCCAGAUAUCUCCUCCUCAGCGUUAUCAGUGAUGGCCGAUCCAUUCAUUGACCAUCACCGGGUGCAAAUGAGAUAACAGUGAGACAGAAGUUGAAUUGUUGGAGCUGGUGGUGUAAUGCAGUCACCCCUGGACGAUGUUCUCCUCGGUCAGCAGCUCACUUUGUUAACGCUUCUGUCUGACAUAUGUGUGACAAACAAACCUCUAACGCCACCUUACCAGCUGUUCGUUGAAGCUCUCCUGUAAGGUAGCUGUGCUGGAGAAGAAAUAUCCAGCAAUUGGUUGAACGCCAUGGCCCCACACCCGGUGGUCCAGGCCAUCAUUGACCUCUCGGCAGGAGCCGUAGGGGGAGCAGCAUGCGUCUUUAGCGGGCAGCCUCUGGACACGGCUAAGGUCAAGAUGCAGACUUUCCCCACGCUGUACAAGGGUUUCAUCGACUGCAUCACGUCCACCUACAACCAGGUGGGUCUGCGCGGCCUCUACCAGGGCACCACGCCGGCACUCGUGGCCAACAUCGCAGAGAACUCUGUGCUCUUCAUGAGCUACGGCUUCUGCCAGCAGGUCAUCCGCUUCACGUCUGGACUGCACAGUGAAGCCGUGCUGAGUGACGUGCAGAAAGCCUGCGCGGGGUCAGUAGCGUCCAUCUUCUCCUCGCUCGUACUCUGCCCCACUGAGCUCGUCAAGUGUCGCCUGCAAGCCAUGUAUGAAAUGGAGGCGUCAGGCAAGAUUGCCAAGAGCCAGAACACAGUGUGGUCGGUGGUGAAAUCCAUUAUGAGGACUGAGGGAGCGACGGGCUUUUUCCAGGGUCUGACCCCGACUAUAGCCAGAGAGGUCCCGGGUUACUUCUGCUUCUUCGGUGCCUACGAGCUCUGCCGCACAACCUUCGCCGACUACAUGAAAUGUGACAAAGAGGACAUAGGUGUGGCUCCCAUAGUGUUCAGCGGAGGAUUGGGAGGGGCGUGCCUGUGGCUGGUGGUCUAUCCCAUGGACUGCGUCAAGUCUCGGAUCCAGGUCAUGUCUAUGACGGGCAAGCAGGCGGGGUUUUUCAAAACCUUCACGACGAUCGCACGGACCGAAGGUGUGAGGGCUCUCUACUCCGGUCUGACCCCCACCAUGAUCCGCACCUUCCCCGCCAACGGGGCUCUUUUCCUGGGUUAUGAAGUCAGCAGGAAGCUCAUGAUGAAGCAGUUUGACAGCUAAAGUAUGCUGACCACUAACUGUGAACUGGAAGAGACGCAUUACAGCCACAUAAGAUCGUCAGAACUCCAGUUGAAGCUUUUUAUGAACAUGCUGUGUUUCUCUUUGCUGCUUUUGAUAAAGUGACUCUGAAAGUGCCGCACUCCUUCUCAUUUCAAGCUACAAAGAAAACUGUUUCAACAGAGUAAAAGGUGAAUGGACUUGAGCAGCGCUUUUACACAGCAGGUCACACCUACUCAUUCACACACUGAUGGCAGACGGUCGCUAAGUAGUGAGACCAUCAGAUAAAUACAUAACCUCAUUCGUACACAUUCAAACACCGCUGACGAAGCACCAGGAGGAAUUAAGUGUCUCGCCCAGGGACACAUCAGAUAUGUUGCUGCAAGAGCUGGGGAUCGAACCCUCGCCUCUCCGGUUGAGAGAUGACGAAUCUACCAACUGAGCCACAGCUGAGUAUUAACAUCAUUUCAAUCCUUAUCAUGAUUUACUUUUAUAGAUUUGCUGUUUCUUUUAACACUCCAGAAAGACAAGAUAGCAUAGUGUUGACAAAAUCUUAGCUAACCUUUUUUUUUUUUAAGGAUUUCUCAAGACUUGAGUGAAUUAUUUCAUGUCUACCUCAACAAAAUCAUUCUCAG
Messenger RNA from Labrus bergylta (ballan wrasse), 2262 nucleotides. RefSeq names its product solute carrier family 25 member 15b (gene slc25a15b). NCBI's taxonomy places the organism in Eukaryota, Metazoa, Chordata, Actinopteri, Labriformes, Labridae. Gene Ontology annotation, molecular function: L-ornithine transmembrane transporter activity. Gene Ontology annotation, biological process: mitochondrial L-ornithine transmembrane transport. The record is from RefSeq and is a predicted model, not a curated record. Gene Ontology annotation, cellular component: mitochondrion.